CUGGAGGAGCUAGGAAGGAUGGAAGAGCUAGAGGAGGUAUGAAGGACAGAAGAGCUAGAGGAGCUAGGAAGGAUGGAAGAGCUAGAGGAGGUAUGAAGGACAGAAGAGCUAGAGCAGCUAGGAAGGAUGGAAGAGCUAGUGGAGCUAUGGAGGAUGGAAGAGCUAGAGGAGUUAUGAAGGAUAGAAGAGCUAGAGGAGCUAGGAAGGAUGGAAGAGCUAGAGGAGCUAGGAAGGAUGGAAGAGCUAGGAAGGAUAGAAGAGCUAGAGGAGCUAGGAAGGAUGGAGGAGCUAGGAAGGAUAGAAGAGCUAGGGGAGCUAGGAAGGAUAGAAGAGCUAGGAGAGCUAGGAAGGAUAGAAGAACUCCAGGUAAAGAAGACAAAGUACAGUAGUAUAUAACUACCAGUAUAGCUGCAGACUGGCGUGUACAUGUAGACACGUAAUGCAGUUGUAGCCCCUGUAGACUCUCUAGCUUUUCUGGAUUAGGUAUAACAUGAAAGUUUCGACCGCCCUCAAUAAUUUAUUGAUCAAUAGUUAUAUGGAUGGAGAAAUUUUUAUCUCUAGCAUAGAACAUUUAUCCAUUUUUGCUCAUACUAAAUAUCGAGAUAAUCUUAAAAUUAUUAACGUUAAUAGCGAAGGUAUUGUUGAUAUUCAGCAUUUGGCAAAAUUAUUAUCCGCAAGUAACAGUAAUAAAAAACUUGUGUCUAUCAUACUAGCAAAUAAUGAAACUGGAGUUAUACAAAACAUCAAGGAACUAGUAAAGCUUGCAAAAAAAUAUGGCGCUGCGUUUCACAGUGAUUGUGUACAAGCAGUUGGUAAAAUAGCUGUUAAUAUUAAAGAAUUAGGACUAGAUUUCGCUACUAUUUCUUCUCAUAAAUUGGGAGGAAUGCAAGGAAGUAGCGUUUUAGUUACCAAGCAAAACUACCUACUCAAAGCUCUAAUAGUAGGAGGGGGCCAGGAAAAAAAUAUUAGAGCUGGUACCGAAAACGUAUUAGCAAUUGCCUCUUUUGGUUUAGCUAGUGAAAUAGCGGCGCUAGAAGUGAAGCAAAGAUAUCAAAGCAUGAAAAAACUGCAGGAUUAUUUGGAGCUCAAUUUGCUAACAUAUCCUAACAUUACUAUCGCCUCAAAAAAUGCUGAGCGAUUACCUAAUACUACUCUCAUGGUAAUUGCUGGCGGUGAAGUCCACACCAAAUUAAUAUCAUUAGAUUUGCGGGGAAUAGCUGAGCCACUCUUUGGGUGGGAAGCUGAAGAAGCGGUAGAAGUUGCUAGGGGUCAAGUGGCAAAGCUUAUUAAUGCAGAACCUAAAGAGAUUAUUUUUACUUCUGGAGCAACUGAAGCAAAUAAUCUAGCAAUUAAGGGAAUAGCCCGGUUUUAUGGUAGUAAAAAGAAACAUAUCAUAACUGCGGUCAGUGAACAUAAGUGUGUUUUAGAUGCGUGCAGGCAUCUGGAAGACGAAGGUUUUGAGGUAACAUAUUUGCCAAUUCAAGCUAAUGGGUUAAUUAAUUUAGAAACAUUCAAGGAUGCGGUACAUGAUAACACUAUGUUAGUGUCUAUUAUGGCUGUUAAUAAUGAAACAGGGGUCAUUCAGCCACUUAAAGAGAUAGGUAAAAUCUGCCGGGAACGAGGUAUCUUUUUUCAUUCAGAUAUUGCCCAAGGAUAUGGCAAGAUUCCAAUUGAUGUUAAUGAAUGUAAUAUAGAUUUAGCCAGUAUUUCAGCUCAUAAAAUUUAUGGCCCUAAAGGGAUAGGAGCUUUAUAUGUGAGAAAGAAACCAAGAGUACGAUUAGUGCCAAUUUUUAAUGGAGGAGGACAAGAAAGGGGAAUGCGUUCUGGUACUUUACCUACUCCUUUAAUUGUUGGGUUAGGAGUAGCAGCGGAGAUAGCUUUAGUAGAAAUGGAAAAAGAUAUUAAGCAUGUAGAAGAACUUUUUAAUAGAUUUUAUGAAAAUAUUACUAAAGAAAUAUCAGAAAUUUAUUUAAACGGUGAUAAGGACGCUAGGUAUAAAGGAAAUUUAAACUUAAGUUUUGCUUAUGUCGAAGGCGAAUCCUUGAUUUUAGCCAUUAAGGAUUUGGCAGUAUCCUCGGGUUCUGCGUGUACUUCCUCUUCACUUGAGCCCUCAUAUGUAUUAAGGUCAAUGGGAGUAGAUGAAGAAUUAGCACAUACUUCUAUUAGGUUUGGUAUAGGAAGAUUUACUACUCAUGAAGAAAUAGAUUAUGCUGUAAAAUUAAUUACCUCUAAGAUUAAUAACUUACGGGAUUUAAGCCCUCUCUGGGAAAUGGUGCAAGAAGGAAUAGAUUUGAAGCAGAUCAAGUGGGCUACUCACUAA
Messenger RNA from Didymodactylos carnosus, 2320 nucleotides. The record is from the annotation of a GenBank genome assembly. NCBI's taxonomy places the organism in Eukaryota, Metazoa, Rotifera, Eurotatoria, Philodinida, Philodinidae.